AAGAGCCAGAACCUCUGAAUCGAAUCGAUUGUUGUCGGCUAUAUAAGACGACGACGAUAUUCGCGAUCCGAGGGAUUGUUGCGUUACGUACCGGGCUGCUGCGCUGACGAGGCACGAUGGUCGGCGUUGUGGUGGUGGGUGUUGGCAUGGCUGGCAGGGUGCGAAUCCAUGACCUCGGCACCCCGGACCGGCCAGGAGAGAUACAAGAUCUUCACAUUGUUGGAUUUGUCUCACGGCAAGAGCUUGGGGAGAUCAAUGGAGUACGGCAGAUCUCGCUGGAGGAUGCCCUGUCCAGCCCAGAGGUUCAGGCAGUCAUCAUCUGCACGGAGAAUCAGAGGCAUGAGGAACUUGUGCGCAGGAGCCUGAGUGCCGGCAAGCACGUGUGUGUGGAGUAUCCCCUUGCACUGUCUGCCAGCACUGCCCAGGAGCUAUUUAUGCUCGCCGACACUGUGGGCAAGGUGCUGCAUGUAGAGCACAUUGAGUUGCUCACCUCCCAGUACAAGAUGCUCAAGCAACAGGUGGCAGGACGGGAGCCACAAGAGGGACAUCUGCACUUCACCGGCAAGCCAUUGUGUGAGAAGAAGGCUGGCUUCUUGGCAUUCAGUGGGGUGACACGGGUCACCUGGUUUGUUGACCUGUUUGGGGAGCUCUCUGUGGAAAAGGCCAUGUUAGAGGAACGUCCUGAGCAGCAGAACACGAAGCUCACUGCCCACCUACUCACUGCAAACAACAAGUGGCUGACGUGGGUGGAGGAGCGUGGCGAGGGGCUGAGGCGCUCCAAGCAGAUGCGGAUCAGCUUCACUGAUGGCAGCUGCAUGGAAUCGCUGCCGCAAGGGCCGGGCGGGCCUGAGUUCCUCUUCAUGCAGGACUUGGGCCUCUUUGCACGAAAGCUGCGUGCAGGAGCCCCCUUCCCAGACGGCGAGCACGCCGAGCGCCGUCGCAUCCUGCACUGUUUGCAGCUUGCCACUGACAUCCAGCGCCACUGCAUGCAGCCAGCGUAACAUGUCGCUCAUGGGCUUUAACGAAUAUAUCUAAUUCACACACAUUGUCCGUGGCUCUUUUGGUAAUUUCACAUGACUGAUGCUGUUGAAUAAUUGGAUGGUUAUAAUUUUUUUUUUUAAUAUUAACAUUUAUCAAAAUAUUAAUUGAUAUUCUAUGGGUUAAUAGUGGAGAUGGAUUAAAGGUGUUAAGGGGCUAGUGCCCUCAAUAUGAAAUGCAUUACUUUUUAAUACAUUUAUAAAUGAAUUCAUUUAAAUAUUAUGAUAAUUGCUUUUAAUUAUUAUUGAUCAAUUUAAACCGGUAAUUAUGUCAUUAUCCGCUGAAGCAUGACACGAUCAUGGAGGAUUAUUACCAGUCAAUUAUUGCACAUGUAAUAAAGGACGAUUAUGCAUAUGA
Molecule: messenger RNA, 1395 nt
Organism: Petromyzon marinus (sea lamprey)
Lineage: Eukaryota; Metazoa; Chordata; Hyperoartia; Petromyzontiformes; Petromyzontidae
Gene: BLVRA
Product: biliverdin reductase A
Biological process (GO): heme catabolic process
Molecular function (GO): zinc ion binding; nucleotide binding; biliverdin reductase [NAD(P)H] activity
Source: RefSeq, a predicted model, not a curated record